Molecule: messenger RNA, 585 nt
Organism: Anopheles marshallii
Lineage: Eukaryota; Metazoa; Arthropoda; Insecta; Diptera; Culicidae
Exons: 3
Coding region: 1-585 (194 amino acids)
Source: RefSeq, a predicted model, not a curated record
AUGUGGACAGUACUACGCGACACGGCAGUCGGUUUGCUUGCCGAAAUACACUCACUGCAGAAUGAGGCCAAAAUGUCAAUUAUAAUAGCAAUCGUCUUCAUGGGCUUGCUCGAGUUAGGACGAUCGCAGUACCUAACGAACACUGUACAUAAGACAUCAGCUGCAACGGAGAAGAUUAAUGAUCUCUGGUGCUACUCCUGCAAUGCCACCGACGAUGGUGAGGCUUGCAUCGAGCUGUCGUCCGGAAAUAAUGCAUCCUACGUUAAAAAGUGUAACCCGGAGGAAUUUAUCUGCAUGGUUAAACAGUUUUCCUAUACAACCAGCACGGAAAACUCGACCUCCACACCAAAGCUGUGGUCGCUCGAGCGACGUUGCAUCAGUAGCUGCGAAGCGGGUUGCAUUAUCAUAGGCGAACGCACGAAGCUGUACGCCUGCACUAGUUGCUGUGAGAAGUCGCUCUGCAACACCGGCAAAGCGCACUCGACCAAUCCGAUAGCACACUUUCGGCGCACCUCAACCACUCUGGCACUAGGAUUGCUAGUGUUCCUUAGCGUAGCAAAGCCCACUCUACCAGUGAUGCUCUAG